AUGAAUAAUUUCUUCGCCUCCGUCAAGGAAGUCUACGGCCACCGCCACAAAGAAACCGCACCGCUGCUCAGCUUCGAGAGAAGAACACUUCUCAAGGAGAAGUCGCAGAUUCAGAAGAGCUGGGCUGAGUACUUCAGGACCGUCCUCAACCGCCCAUCCACAAUCUCCAAUGCCGCCCUCAAUCGUCUUCCCCAGCUGGAAACCAACACAUACAUGGAGCGUCUGCCCCACCUCCCAGAAACAACCAAAACUGUGCAACAGUUCUCCAGAGAGAAAGUACGGGGGUCCGACGCAAUCCCGGCCGAACUAUACAAGAAGGGCGGCCCCUGGCUGAUGGGAAGGCUUCCAAUGAUAUUCCGGAUGUGGUGUUGA
Messenger RNA from Spirometra erinaceieuropaei, 372 nucleotides. The record is from the annotation of a GenBank genome assembly. NCBI's taxonomy places the organism in Eukaryota, Metazoa, Platyhelminthes, Cestoda, Diphyllobothriidea, Diphyllobothriidae.